This is a messenger RNA of Naegleria lovaniensis, 1224 nucleotides long. RefSeq lists its product as uncharacterized. NCBI's taxonomy places the organism in Eukaryota, Heterolobosea, Eutetramitea, Acrasida, Naegleriidae. The record is from RefSeq and is a predicted model, not a curated record. Gene Ontology annotation, molecular function: monoacylglycerol lipase activity; short-chain carboxylesterase activity. The coding region runs from base 1 to 1224 and encodes 407 amino acids. The transcript has a single exon.
AUGAUACUUGCCUAUCUAGCUCUAGGCUUUAUUGCCCUCUUCCUCAUUCUCUUUAUUUAUUAUCGCCAAUUUGUUUGUGAGAGAGUCAAGCUCUACUAUAAUGCUUCUGCUGAGAAUACCAUCAUCCAUGAGUUGGUAGAUCGUACAUUUAGUACAUCGGAACGUGCUACCUUUUCUCCAACUCCCUAUCUCAUCAAUACUCAUCUUCAAACAAUUUUCAAUGUAACUCUACGACCCGAUAUUAAUUGGUACUCGUAUGAUUCCGAAGAAUUUACUUUCAAAUGUGGAGGACAUAUUAUAUUGGAUUGGGUUCAUGAUAAUCGUUUAGAAAUUGAAGAAUCUGAAGAGAAUGAAAUUACUGAAGAGUCGCCCAUCAUGGUGGUCUUUGCUGGAGUGUGCGGAGGAAGUAAAGAAAUUGAAAUUAAACAUUUUGUGUCGUAUGUAGUGCGGGAUGGUGGAAUGAGAGCUGUGGUCGUGAAUUAUCGAGGUGCUCAAACACAACUCAAAACACCAGUGUUUGGAUUGACAAGUGAAGAUAUGGAUGUCGUCCUUCUCCAUAUUAAGAACAAAUUCCCAAAGGCUAUUGCAAUGAUUGCUUGUGGAUUUAGUCUUGGCUCAAAUAUCAUGACCAAAUAUUUGGGAGAGGUUGGAAAAGAUUCACCCAUUGAUUUUGCCAUUUCCGUAUCCAAUCCUUUCAAUUUAGAAACAUCGUCAAGAAGAUUACAAGAUGAAUUUGUGAAUCGAUUAAUUUAUGAUAAGGUCUUUACAAAGAAGAGAAAGGAAUUGGUGUUGGCUCAUGAACAUGUUUUUGAAAGUACAUCGGUGAAAAUGGAUCAAGUGAAAAGAGUGAGUUCAACUUUAGAAUUUGACGAUGUUGUGAGUCGAGAAAUAUUGGGCAUUGAUAAUUUGUCCAAUCUCUAUCAACGAUUCAGUUGUAAGCACGACAUAUCAGGUAUUCAAAUUCCAAUUCUCUUUCUGAAUGCUUUGGACGAUCCAAUUUCCUCAAAAUAUGCAAUUCCGUAUGACGACCUCAAAGAGAAUUCAAAUAUUAUUUUGGCAACCACUGAACGAGGAGGUCAUGUUGCUUGGCUAGAUGGGUGGACACCUUACAAAGCGGUACCGUCAUGGAUGGAGAGAACUUGUGUACAUUUCGCAAGAGCUUGUGUUACCAUUAAGCAACAACAGAAGUCGGGAGAUGUUGCACAGCAAUGUGAAUCCAAAUAG